ACAAAGGGUGUUUUUGAAAUUUCACUUUAAAAGCUGUCAAAACCGCAUUGUGGUGAGGACGAAGUGUAAACUAGACGUCAUAGCUUCACGGAGAAUCAACCACAAUGAAACCCCUUAGGACGAUAGUGAUCUUAAACAGGGACUUAAAAAUAGAAUACGAGAUGAUACGGUCAACGCACAGGUCAUGACAUUACGAGCCCAAACGACGCUAGAAAUACGAGACAUGCAAAACUAUUGGAGCCCAAACCACUUUCAAAAUGGCGCCAGUACUCAAUAUCGAUCGAUGUAGCGAUGCACACAACAUGUGAGAGAAACCCAAAGAUGGAUGAGUCUCGCUUCCUAAACAUGUCGCAGACGGAGCAACAAGCCGCCAAUUCGUCGCUUGAGAGAUUACGCCGGAGCAUUGAAGGAGCUUUGAAGAAAGAAAAGCAAACAGCAGAAAAAGCUGCCGUAAAUCGGUAUAUCCGAGAUGCCUCCGUGCGGAUGGAGCUUAACCUGCCCAUCAAGCCAACAAAGCAAGACGCUGCACUGAAUAACAAGAAAAAACCAGAGUGCAGGCUUCCCAUCCUAGACAUGGAGAUUGAAAAGGAAAGACCACGUGAUACGGAGGAAAACUCCUCAGAACGCCUCGCAAGUCUCGACACACUACUCUCAAGCCCUGUGUCUGAGUCUUCUUCAAAACAGAACAGACAAAACUCCGACUCUACCCUCAAACUACCACCAAUUAUUAUUGAAACAGGACAGCGCACACAUGGCGCCAAACGGAAGCGAAAACGCACUAAGGAUGAACAUAAAGUUGUCAAUCAUGCUGAUGGAAGCGAUGACGCAAAGAAAUUACACAGCAAGACAGACACUAAUCCAUCAAAAAGCAAUGUAAAGAAAGGACACAAUGAUACUCAAACAAAAACAUCUCGUAAAGUGUCGGGCGAUCUUCCUGCGGGAGAAGGAAAUUGCGAGCAAACGAAAGCGAACCGAACAAAUUACGACGAACUAGCGGUGGCAGUACGGACACGUGCCAAAGAGUACGCGAUUAAUGCGCAAACAAAAUCAGAGGAUGAGGAGUCAUUAAAUGUAGUUUUGUGUGGACGGUCCCCAGGGAACACAUUUGAAAACACACAGCUGUUUGUGUCAAAACAUGGACGAUUUAAAAGUAAAUAGACCAUGAGACAAAUCUUCA
Messenger RNA from Nematostella vectensis (starlet sea anemone), 1177 nucleotides. RefSeq lists its product as uncharacterized. The record is from RefSeq and is a predicted model, not a curated record. The transcript is spliced from 3 exons. The coding region runs from base 292 to 1158 and encodes 288 amino acids. NCBI's taxonomy places the organism in Eukaryota, Metazoa, Cnidaria, Anthozoa, Actiniaria, Edwardsiidae.